This is a messenger RNA of Geodia barretti, 228 nucleotides long. NCBI's taxonomy places the organism in Eukaryota, Metazoa, Porifera, Demospongiae, Tetractinellida, Geodiidae. The record is from the annotation of a GenBank genome assembly.
CGAACGGCAAGGCAAGUGAUUCAGAAGUUUGCCCUUCAGGCAAUUCGCCUAUAUCAACAGGCAGUAUCGCCCUACUUGCCCUCGGUGUGCAGGCAUUUGCCUUCCUGUUCAGAGUAUGCACACGAUGCUAUAAGCAAGCACGGUCUGGCCAAUGGCUGCUGGCUGGCGGUUAGAAGACUGGGUCGGUGCCGACCGCUAGGCUCCAGCGGCUAUGAUCCCGUUCCCUGA